AUGGACUCUUUCCCAUCAUAUGUGGAAACAAAAAUUAUACGUGGAUCGGAUGUGAGUGAAGAGCCCAAGCAAACAAUUUUCGAUUCAGUUGGAUUGGACUCGGAUGACCUCAACCCAGCCUCUUUCUUCACAACUCAACGUUGGGCAAACUGGUUCGGAAAAUACAACGAAUCCUAUCGACGAGUUGAUAGAGCUCCCAUAUUUUCACUGAACAAUCGACAUUUCGCUGGUACGCUUCUUCGUGGACUUCAAAUGGCGACACUAACAUUACAGACAGAGACAGUCGAGCCGUUCGCAGUCUCGUUUGAUUCAUGGGAGGCGACACGUGAAUUGCAACUGCGAGUGUGCUGCGACGACUUCUGCCCGCUGUCCACCUAUUCCGGCUAUCGGAUGGGUGACCGAUCAUGGCGACGACUUGCUCUACAGUGUCCGGCAGGAACUCGCACGGUAGGUUUUCUACAGCAUGAUAUUCCAAACAAGUUAUAUCGCACUGCUUUCGGUUUGAGCACUUAUUCGUACAGUUAA
Ostertagia ostertagi is the source of this 525-nucleotide messenger RNA. Lineage: Eukaryota; Metazoa; Nematoda; Chromadorea; Rhabditida; Trichostrongylidae. The record is from the annotation of a GenBank genome assembly.